GUUAUUUAAACUUGAAUCAAAAGGAGGAGAAGAAGGAACGUGUUUUCUCAGACGGGACAGCGUUGCCUAUAGCAGCUAUAGGCGGAGGAUUCGCGCUACUUCAUGCGUGGCUUUUUUGUUUAUUCUUCCUUGUUUAGCUCGUUCGAUCGAUCUGUCCGUCUUCAUCGACUAAAACAUGACCCAGACCGUGACACUAAAGGGACCCUCACCGUGGGGCUUUCGGCUGGUGGGAGGACGGGACUUCAGCACGCCGUUAACCGUCUCCAGGGUGACUCCAGGCAGCAAGGCAGCCCAAGGUGACCUGUGUCCGGGCGACACCAUCCUGGCGAUCAAUGGCGACAACACAGAGCUCAUGACGCACAUGGAGGCUCAGAACCGGAUCAAAACCUGCACUCAGCAGCUGACGCUCAACAUCAGCAGGUCGGGAUCAGGAGACAGAGUGUGGUCGCCAAUGGUUAGUGAAGAAGGCAAGACAAGCCCUUACAUGGAGCCUGACUCACAGAAUUUCCGUCCCAUCACCAGCGGAUAUGGCGGUUCCAGUCGCAAACCUUCGUAUACCCCUGAACCCCAGUCCCCCCAGGGUCUCCAGUACCAGCAGACACCCAAGUCCCCCCAGGGUCUCCAGUACCCGCAAACACCCCAGUCCCCCCAGGGUCUCCAGUACCAGCAGACACCCCAGUCCCCCCAGGGUCUCCAGUACCCACAGACACCCCAGUCGCCCCAGGGUCUCCAGUACCCGCAGACACCCCAGUCGCCCCAGGGUCUCCAGUACCAGCAGACACCCCAGUCCCCCCAGGGUCUCCAGUACCAGCAGACACCCCAGCCCACUCACCUGAAUAACGGACACUCCAGACCCAACAACGGCCACAGCUACGGUUACGGGAACGGCAACGGGCACGCUCAGUACAACAACCCAGCAGGACUUUAUCACAACGGCAGCAAUGGAGACCGAUCUCUGCCGAGCAAGAUGGGAGGCCUCAGCCUCAGCGCCACUCAUAGCCCAGAGUCUCCCACACAGUCCCCUGGGGGUCGUAAUGGAUUCGACCCACAUUCAGACGUCUACAAGAUGCUGCAGGACUACGAGGUGCCCGUCUCUGCACCCAAACAGUCCGGCUCCUUCAAAUACCUCCAGGGAAUCCUUGAGGCGGAGGAUGGAGGUGUGUCCCCAACAGACAGAAUGAGAAACUUAAAGUCUCCGGUCAGGUCUCCAAUCCCCAAACUGGGAAGCCCCAUCCCUAGCCCCAUGUCUGGUCUUCAGAAGCUACCCCAGUGCACACGCUGCUGUAAUGGCAUUGUCGGCACCAUCGUGAAGGCCAGGGACAAGCUCUACCACCCCGAGUGCUUCACGUGCGACGACUGUGGCGUCAACCUUAAGCAGAGAGGCUACUUCUUCAUCGAGGACAAUCUGUACUGUGAGACCCACGCUAUGGCCCGCGUCCAGCCCCCAGAGGGCUACGACGUCGUGGCCGUUUACCCCAACUCCAAGGUGGAGCUGGUCUGAGUCGGAGCUGAUUAUACUGUAACACAACUAUACAAAUAUGGGAGAACAUAGCGAACAUUCAUCAGGCUCUUGUCGGGCAGGAAUGCCGAUCUUGGAUCAGCCUUUGAGAGAAUCCUAUGAAAUGUGUGUCGAUGAUCCGAGAUCAGCAUUGCUGCACUGACAGUCUUGAUAAAUGCUACGUGUAUUGAUGCAUAUUGUAAUAUAUUGACAGAAUCUGGAUCUGAUGAGUUUCCCACAAGCGCAUUAUUACCAGAAUAUUCAUUAUUCAAAACAGGAAAUGCAGGGAUGGCAAACGUCUGCAGAUAAUAUAAUGAGAUGUUUAUGUAGUUACUCCAGCUAUCUGCUUUUAUAACAACCAGCACGAGUUCUCUACCAGCAUAAUACUCCAUAGAACUCCAGACAAAGUGCCACUUUCAAGACGUGCAAAAGUAUCUUAGAUUGACAAACAUCACGUGUGUGAUUCACGGCACAAUUCAAACGGGAUAAAAAAAUAAUCGCCAUUGAC
Anarrhichthys ocellatus (wolf-eel) is the source of this 2006-nucleotide messenger RNA. RefSeq names its product PDZ and LIM domain 4 (gene pdlim4). NCBI's taxonomy places the organism in Eukaryota, Metazoa, Chordata, Actinopteri, Perciformes, Anarhichadidae. The transcript has 7 exons. Gene Ontology annotation, molecular function: actin binding; muscle alpha-actinin binding. Bases 176 to 1501 code for a protein of 441 amino acids. Gene Ontology annotation, cellular component: Z disc; filamentous actin; adherens junction. The record is from RefSeq and is a predicted model, not a curated record. Gene Ontology annotation, biological process: actin cytoskeleton organization; heart development; muscle structure development.